UCCAGCUCAGCCGCAGGCUCCUGGCUCCCGCCCGCCCGCCCCUGACUCUGCAAACUGCCCAGAGGGAGGAGGAUGGAGACGCUCUCUGCCGCUCAAUUCAUGGCGCUGCUCUGCCUGGGUUUCCACUUUCUACAAGGGGUCAUCAGCACAACCGUGAUUCCAUCGUGCAUCCCAGGAGAGUCCGAGGACAACUGCACAGCCCUAGUUCAGACGGAAGACAAUCCCCGUGUGGCACAGGUGUCAAUCACCAAGUGCAGCUCUGACAUGAAUGGCCUCUGCCUGCACGGACAGUGCAUCUACCUGGUGGACAUGAGUGAACACUACUGCAGAUGUGACGUGGGCUAUACUGGUUUCCGGUGUGAACACUUCUUCCUCACCGUUCACAAACCCUUGAGCAAAGAAUACGUCGCCCUGACAGCGAUUCUCAUUCUCCUGUUCUUUGUCAUCACCACUGGGUCCAUAUACUAUUUCUGCAGAUGGUACAAACAUCGAAAAAGUAAUAAAUCAAAGAAGGAAUAUGAGAGAGUAACUUCCGGAGACCCCGCGGUGCCACAAGUCUGAACAUCACCAUCAAGUUUUGAACUGGGAUGUCAAUAUUUAAUUAUAUUAAUAAUAUUUAUGUUGGGUCAUGUGUUAGGUCAAUAACUGUUUAUUUUUUAAUGUAUUUGGAAAGUGUUUUAUUUUUGACAGACUAUUGUUAAUAUAUUAUAUGUAAAGUAUUUAAUAUCAAAAGAAAAUUGAUAUUUUUGUAAGAAUUUCCUGAGUGAAAUGCUUUAUUGAAAACCAUCAAAGCUCAGUAAGCUGGAGCUACGCUCAGAGUCAGCAAUGCCCAGCCUGUUGCAAGUGCCAUUCCGGUGGGCAUAAAUAAUAAGGUCAAAUCAAUUGUGUAAAUAAUUUAUUUUCUGCUUCUCAGAUCUGUGACAACUGAUUUGACUAUAUCAUGGCUUGGCACAGAGGUUGACACCAUUACUUCAUGUAUUAAAACAGUAAUAAGGGGAGGUAAACCCAACUUGUGUGCCUGACACCACACCCGUGAGCCAAUGAAUCCUGGAGAGGAUCUCUCCUCAGCAUCCCUGCUAUUUGGUACAGACGUGCCGAGAGGGGCCAAGAACAAGGCCUGUGCUAACCCACCUGAAGCACGGGCAUCCCUUUUAUGUAGAGUACAUCAUUAAUGUGAAGUCCUUCUUGAAUAUCAAUCAGAAAAGCCACAUUUGAAGAAAAUUUGAACUCCAUUUUAGAUUAUUUAUUGUUAUAGGAUUAAAUCAGAAUCCCAAAUCAAAUUAAUCAUAAUUUUAAAAUAUAGCCGGUUGCUAGUCAGAUCUUGUCUAACAUGGAAAUGUACUUUUUAUUUUAUAUUCAAGAGGUUUUGUUUGUUUUUCUUUUUGUUGUUGUUGUUGUUGUUUUUAACCCAGAGUUUCACUCUUUUGAUCAGAGUGGCUCCAAACUCAUGGUAAUUCUCCUGCCUUAGCCUCCCUGGCUCUGGGAUUAUAGGCCCAUAUUACCAUGCCUAGUUUCAAGAGAAUUUUCACUGACAACUAGUUCAGCAAAUACCUUAUUUCAGAUUUUAAAGUUCCAUUUUAAAAACAUGGGCCCUCUCCCUGUCAUUUGUUUGCAUUUAUGGAAAGAGAGAAGUUAGACUCUGCUCCCGGCCUGUGGGUCUCUGUGAGUCACUCGCUGAUUCUGUGUGGUUGCCUCAGGAUUCCCCGCCGGCACACCUUUGCCUUUCCUGGGAGGCUGCCUAACCAAAGGCUCAAUUUUAGGUGGAAUCUCUCUGGAGCACAUUCCAGGCCAGGGAGAGUCUAUUCUUCCUCCACCUUUUUCCUGGCAUGUGGUAGGGCAGCCAAGCCUCCAUGAGUUGCCUCUGACCUCUAGAGUGCAAGGGAAGAAAACAUUCCUGCCCUAUGGAGCCACUCAUGGAAAACCCUGGAAGGCUCACACAGCUCGCAUCAAAAGUCCAGGCCUUGCUAUGUGGGAAAGCAGCAGAUGAAAGAAGCAAUGCACACUGCAUUGCUGUGCACACGCUUGUGCAUACAUCCGCGCCACACUUUGCAGAAUUACAGCUGUUUAUUUCUGCAUUAGCCAACAUAUUUACUUCUAAGAAGACAAAGGCAAAUGAAGGUCAGUGAUAUUUAAAGGUAUAUUUCUUUGUCAUUUUAUUUAGCUAAAGUCUAAGGUCCUGAGUAAGAACACAUUUUAAAUCCCAUUGGUACCAACUGGACAGAAGAAACCUGGUCUGUUUUAAGUGGCCUUGACUUCUCCAGAUGAAAGUUUAAAGCUCACCAAGAACUGAGCUAGAAUAGAGCGAGUUAAUUUACAGAUGCCAAAGAAGGCUUUUAGAUAUGGGUAUAUUGCUCCUCUAUGAACAUUUCCAAGCACACCACACCACAGAAUUUGAUGCAAGAACUUUGGAAUAGCUUUGCAUAUCUUUAAAUGUUUUUAAAACAUUUAUAUAUAUAUAUAUAUAUAUAUAUUGAUCUCAAAGCUGGGAAUAAAACUCAAAGCCUUUCACAUGUUGGGCAAACACUACCAUUGGGCUACAGCUGUAGUCCCAUAAAAAACAUAUUAUUAAUGAAAUAGUAUGAUCGAGAUUACAGGUUUUGGGUGAACAUAAGUUUGGAAAAAGUCACUGUUUUAGUGAAGAUUAUGCUAAGUGACCAUAAGAAGAGUACAAUCAAUUCAUGUGUCACACAUAUUUGUCAUUAUAUUGCACAUACACAUACUCAUGCAGGAACAUCGACAAGGCUAUACACAUCCUGUAUUGAACACAUAGCAAUUCCAGAUGCAAAGCUGCAUCCCUUACAGUCUCCCAUCAAGACCUAUCAGAUAACCCAGUAGAUGCACUCUGUAAGCAAAGACCCAAUGCGCUGUGCUCAACUCUGCAAUUUUGUCUGAGAACUGAGAUUUUUGCUACAUAAAGCCUCCAUGCCACACCACAACUCCACUGCUUUCUUCCAUCUUUUCACCCUCCCCUCCCGGGUAAAAAUCAAACCACGGGGAAAGCCAAAUAUUUAACUUUUAAGUCCUUGAAAAGAUAGCAAAAUAAAUUUAACUGCUGGGAGAAGGCAAUUAAUUAAGUAUCUAGCAAUUAUGUGGCACACCCGAGUGUCUAAUUUUUGUUUCUUUUAGUCAUAAAAACAGUAAAGUUUCCUUUAAAUCAUUUUAUCCCGCCAAACUUGUCAUUUUUGCUUCAAUUUCUAUUUUGUGGAAUUUUUUUUAAAAAGUUUUAUUUGCUGCCCAAUUUUUUUUUCUAAUUGUUCUAAUGCUAUGGGAGGAAGAGGAGCAUGGGCGCCAUUUCUGGGGUUCAUUUGAAGUUUUAUUGGAAGAAUAUGAAUGUCUAGGAGAUCUCUGCUCUUCACCCCCGAUGCUGUGGGAUGGAACACAGUCCCUUUGCACUCUGUCCUUGCACUUUGUAAGUUUGAAGAGCCAGUCAGGUAUAAGGUUUCUCUUAAAGAUUCUAAUGGAACAUAAAGUUGCGUUCACCUAAAACUUAUUUGACUAUGAAUGUUGUCGGAGAACUGAAUUGUAUCAAUUUGUUAGUAGGUAAUAUCAGCUUUGAUAGUUGUGUACCUUAAAAUAGUGAAGGAGACUGUAAUUUACAAGUUAUUGUUAGUUUUUAUUUAUUUUUGUUAGGAAUUGGCAAAGAUCACUAUGAAAAAAUAAAAGUAUGAAUGACU
Molecule: messenger RNA, 3674 nt
Organism: Microtus oregoni (creeping vole)
Lineage: Eukaryota; Metazoa; Chordata; Mammalia; Rodentia; Cricetidae
Gene: Ereg
Product: epiregulin
Exons: 5
Coding region: 73-561 (162 amino acids)
Biological process (GO): positive regulation of mitotic nuclear division; epidermal growth factor receptor signaling pathway; positive regulation of cell population proliferation
Source: RefSeq, a predicted model, not a curated record